AAAUGGGAAUCAUAUUGAGAAGGUCUGAAUAGGGAGGUGUGACGUAAAGAGAGGACACAAGGCAGGUGCUUAUCUCUGAGCAGUCAGAGGCACUGGAUGUCAUAUCAUGGGAACUACCUUUCAAAGAAACAGCUUUAGUGCUUCCGUUCAGCACACAAGGGAGGAGAGAAAUAUAAGUUUUGGAAACGAACAAAAAAAGCCCUCAGUUUUGUGAGAUUCCUUGAAAGACUGUGAAAACCAUUUUACAUGGCUGCGUGCUCAUAUCGAGUCUAAGUAGCAAUGGAAACUCUCCAGUUCAAAUCCAGUGGAUGCUAGGGAAGGAAACUAAAUCUGAGAGUGGUGUUUGGAGCUUGAAUUAGCAUCCCAAACUUCUGAGAGGAGCCUGCCAUGCAUUUUGCAUCCCAACUGGUUCUAUUGUUGCAAUCAAACAAACUAAGAACUCCCGAGUCCUGUGCUACUUUUCAAUCCUUACAUCCCGUGCGAUAAUCUGCUCUAUCUCUUGAGGGUUUUAUCCCCAUUACUCCCCAGGAACUCGAGUUGCUGAGAAUGAAUUGCAGGAUUUCUCACUAAAGCAGACAAAGGUAUUCAGUCACUCUGAGAGAGGAAGGAAAACCAAGUUAGCGUACAAGUUACCUGGAGAAAGAGAGAGAUGGACGCAGAGGCUGAAGAUAAAACGCUGCGUACCCGUGCGAAAGGAACCAAGGCACCAAUGGAUUCUCUAAUCCAGGAGCUCAGUGCUGCACAUGACUGCUCCACGGCCAAGAAGAGGAGAGCCGGGGAGCAGGCUCUGGGGGUGCCGGUCAACAAGAGAAAGUCCCUGCUCAUGAAGCCCCGACACUACAGCCCCAGCGUGGACCGCGAGGAGGGACGGGCUGAGCGGACGGCGGAGGCGUUGGGGCAGGACGGCGCCCCGGAGACCCACCAUCACCCCGGUGCAGAAGAAAUCAUGAUAAAACCCAUGGAGGAGAAGCUUCAUUCAACUGCACAAGAAAAUUCCGAUGGGAAGCAAGACAGAUACGGCCGUUAUCAAGAACUCGUGGUCAAAUCGCUAAUGCAUUUGGGGAAAUUUGAAAAUAAUGCAUCUGUUCAGACCAUAAGUGAGAACUUAAAUGACAGUGGCAUCCAGUCUCUAAAAGCAGAGGGGGAUGAAGUGGAUGAGUGCUUUAUGGUUCAUUCCGACGAUGGAAAAGACAAAAUCAACGAUUCCCAGCUGCGGUUCUGCUCCUCCGAUGACAACGAAAGUAACUCUGAAAGUGCAGAGAAUGGUUGGGACAGCGACUCCAACUUCUCAGAAGAAACCAAACCUCAGAGAGUCCCAAAGUAUGUUCUCGUGGAUGAUAGGAAAGACCUACUGGAAGUUCCUGAAAUAAAAACUGAAGGUGACAAGUUUAUCUCUUGCAAAAGCACAUGUGAUUCGGAAACAGAAAGGAGAGAGCCACAGCACGCUCCCGUGGACCCGUCGGAUGGCCAAGCCCAGCCCUCGUUCCCUGGGAGUAAGGAGGAUGAUCACAGGCACGGGUGUCCGGCCGCGGGGGUGGAGGAAGCCGCUGCCCUGGAGAAAACCAAGGGGAACUUGAGUUUGCUGGAGCAGGCGAUCGCCCUGCAGGCUGAGCGAGGCUGUGUUUUCCACAGCACCUACAAGGAGCUGGACAGGCUUCUUCUGGAGCAUCUGUCGGGGGAGAGGAAGCAAAACAAAGUCAUUGACGUGGGCGGAAGACAAGUCUUUACCAGUAAACAUUCACCGAGGCCUGAAAAGAGGGAGACCAAGUGCCCCAUCCCCGGGUGCGACGGCACAGGGCACGUGACAGGGCUGUACCCUCACCACCGCAGCCUUUCAGGGUGCCCUCACAAAGUGCGGGUUCCCCUGGAGAUUCUUGCCAUGCAUGAAAAUGUGCUCAAGUGCCCCACCCCGGGAUGCACAGGACGAGGGCAUGUGAACAGCAACCGCAACACGCACAGGAGUCUUUCAGGUUGUCCAAUUGCUGCAGCUGAAAAAUUGGCAAUGUCCCAGGACAAAAGUCAGCUGGAUUCUGCCAAAACCGGGCAGUGUCCUGAGCAGGGUCACAGGACAAGCUUGGUGAAGCAAAUCGAGUUCAAUUUCCGAUCCCAAGCCAUCAUCUCUCCCAGAGCUACGGUGUCAAAAGAGCAAGAGAAAUUUGGAAAAGUACCUUUCGAUUAUGCCAGUUUCGAUGCCCAGGUUUUUGGUAAACAUCCCCUCGUACAAACAGGUCAAGGCCGAAAAACACCACCAUUUCCUGAAUCGAAGCAUUUUUCCAAUCCAGGGAAAUUUCCUAACCGGCUGUUGAGUGCGGGCACUCACACACCGAGCCCCGGCCGUGCCAGCUCUCACAGCCACGGUCAGCGCGGCGAAGACACCCACGUAGCGGCAGCUGCUGCCAUCCUGAACCUCUCCACCCGCUGCAGGGAAGCUGCAGACAUCCUCUCCAACAAACCGCAGAGUCUGCCUGCCAAGGGAGCCGAGAUAGAAGUGGAUGAAAAUGGCACAUUGGACUUAAGCAUGAAAAAAAACCGAAUCCUGGACAAAGCUGCACCCCUAACUUCCACUAACCCUUCUGUUCCAACUGCUUCCUCUUCCCCAUUCAAAACCAGCAGCCUGUUGGUCAAUGCCGCCUUCUACCAGGCCCUCUGUGAUCACGAGGGCUGGAACACGCCUAUCAACUAUAGCAAAGCUCACGGGAAGACAGAGGAGGAGAAAGAGAAAGACCCAGUGAGCUCUCUAGAAACUUUAGAGGAAAAGAAGUUCCCUGGAGAGGCCUCCAUACCAAGCCCUAAACCCAAGCUCCACGCAAGAGAUCUCAAGAAAGAACUAAUCACCUGUCCAACGCCAGGAUGCGACGGGAGCGGGCACGUCACAGGCAACUAUGCAUCUCAUCGCAGUGUUUCUGGAUGUCCUUUGGCAGAUAAGACUCUGAAAUCCCUCAUGGCGGCCAACUCUCAGGAACUCAAGUGUCCCACUCCAGGCUGUGACGGUUCGGGGCACGUGACUGGAAACUAUGCCUCCCACCGAAGCCUGUCCGGCUGCCCUCGUGCCAGGAAAGGUGGUGUCAAGGUGACCCCUACGAAGGAAGAAAAAGAAGACCCUGAACUCAAAUGCCCUGUGAUCGGGUGUGACGGCCAAGGUCACAUAUCAGGUAAAUACACAUCCCACCGCACGGCUUCUGGCUGUCCCCUGGCCGCCAAGAGACAGAAGGAGAACCCUCUCAAUGGGGCCCCCCUCUCCUGGAAGCUGAACAAACAGGAACUUCCCCACUGCCCGCUGCCCGGCUGCAAUGGGCUGGGCCACGUGAACAACGUGUUUGUCACCCACAGGAGCUUAUCUGGAUGUCCUCUCAACGCACAAGCCAUCAAGAAGGGCAAGGUCUCUGAGGAACUAAUGACCAUCAAGGUCAAAGCAUCUGGAGGUAUAGAGAGUGAUGAAGAAAUUAGGCAUUUGGAUGAAGAAAUAAAGGAACUCAAUGAGUCCAACCUUAAAAUUGAAGCAGAUAUGAUGAAACUCCAGACGCAGAUCACGUCUAUGGAGAGCAACUUAAAGACGAUAGAGGAGGAAAACAAACUGAUAGAACAGAGCAACGAGAGUCUGCUGAAGGACCUGGCGGGCCUGAGUCAAGCCCUCAUCUCCAGCCUCGCUGACAUCCAACUCCCGCAGAUGGGGCCCAUCAGUGAGCAGAAUUUUGAAGCGUACGUCAACACGCUCACAGACAUGUACAGCAAUCUGGAACGGGACUAUUCCCCAGAAUGCAAGGCUCUGCUGGAGAGCAUCAAGCAGGCGGUGAAGGGCAUCCACGUGUAGGAGCACAGCGCCACGGGCCGCGGACUCUCCACCGGCAGCCGCGUGUACGGAUCUGGAGGGCCCCCGGCCGCUAAGGCAGGCAGGCGCCGUACUGCAUCUACAAUUGCAACAUUGCACUAAUUUUCCCCCCCCCCAGCUAACGUGAAAAGGAAAGAAAAACUAUGAUAGACUCUUUGGAUGAAAAGCAAUGCAGUCAAAUAUUAGAUCUUAUUUAUUUUCAUAUGCUUUCCUUUUAUUUCUUCAUUGCACUCUUUUGGGUUCUUUUUGUACAGUAUAUGUAAAAUAAACGUGACAUUUUUAUAUUUUAUUUAUUUCUAAUCAAAGAGUUUUUUUAUCUUUUAAUUGCAUUUUGAAGUCUGCCAUAUUUUUACAAGUGUGUUUAUUAAUUUAUUUUCCAAUAGAAUUUAAAUAGAAAUGCUCUUCUCAAAUCACAUACUUUGCUGGGUUUAAAGGAGAAGACAGAUAAGAAUGAAGGAAAUCCUUGUCUACGGACUGCACUGUGGUCUGGUUUGACUUUUAUUGCACACUUCUACCCCAACCCCCAUCCCACCUUCACUGGCUUUGUGUUUAUAGACAGGCUUAGGUAAGGUGCGCAGGAGGGACAGCAAGAUAAAAGGCGCCCACUCGUGGGAUGUGCGCCCUCACAGAAGCACAGUAGACUGGAAAACAGCCUGUUCCAAAUCUGUUAGCAAUAAUUAAACAUAGCAAUCAGCAAAGUAUUCGACUUGGCUGUACGGUUUCAAUUCAUAUGAAUUAUUUAUUUGAAAUGGUUUAAAGAAACAAGCUUUUUUAGUGAUGCAGGUUUGUCCAUUUGUCUUUCAAGUCACACCAGACAGUGGGCAGCUCUGACCCUGAGAUGAGAAGUAAGGCUUGAUGUGACCAGCCAGGCUUUCCUGCCACACGUUGUCACAAUAUACAAGGGACGAUAUUGAUGUAGAUUUGUACUUAGCAAAUGUAAACGCAUCCAAAUGGAAAACUGUGUAGAUACCAUAUCCCCUGAAAUAGCAUUUAUCUUACUGGGUUGACUGGGAAGAAAUGGAAAAUAUAAUCACACAUGCAAAAAUGGUACCCAGAUCUGAGUCGUUGCUUGAAACGCUGGCGACAUUGUCUCAGCCUCCUUAGGCAGCCAGACAGCUUUCAAUUUGACAGAAGUCUUUCUGCAGAACAACAAGUGCUACAAAGCACACGCACUCGCAACCCACAGACAGACACACUCACAGACACGAAAUUGAGCCCACAAUCUUGCAUUUCUGGGUGGAUCAGAGUUUAGGAGUUGCUAUAGUAAAGGCAAUGUCUAUUUCAGGGAUUGUAAAGUAGUUAAGCAUUGUUUCAAAAGUUUUUUUAUAUUUAUUUUUUUUAAGAAAAAGGUAUAGACAACCAGCUAAACUGCCUUUUUGCUGUGCACACACCCCGGGUGUGCAACGUGCCUCUGUGUAAAUGGGCUUGAUUUCUGUGCUGUAAUGAAGUGUUUAUUUUUCUUAGCCUCCUGGGUGUGUAGACUGAAUGCGAUGGCGCUCACAGGCUUGAUGUUUUCCACUGUUAUUACUGUUACUGCACAAACUACAGCACCGUCCACGGUGAUUUCACCCCAUGCCACUGGUCAUUGUUCUCUAUUAAGUGGGGCUUAUCUUUGGUUUGGGGUUCAUUUGAACCCUGACUCUUAGUCUAGUGAAAAUGAGAUGUCUGUUCUUAGGUAGGAACGGUGGGUAUUUAAAAAUCAUCUUUAAAAAAAAAGAGCUACCAUGUGUGCUGUCUAUUAUAAAUGGGACACCAAACAAAAUUUUCUAUUAAAGUUAUGUACUUGCAAACAUUUUGCUGUACAGUCCUUGAUAGAUGCACACGGAUGAGUUCACUUAUUACAAAGACAAAAGUUUAAUUUGCUAAAUAUUUUAACAAGUUUGUUAUAUAUUUUAUUUAAUUUAAAAGAAACCUCUUACCGAUCUAUGUAUUUAUUAUUAUAAUUUACUGUGACUUCAAGUUCGUUGAUUUGUGUUUGCAUAGUUUGAACAGGACGUUUCUGUGAAAGAUGUUUGUAUUUAUUUGCCUCCUUUGUACUUGAUCUGUUUUGUAAUGUGCACUGAAUUUUUUUUUUCUUUCCACUAUGUUAAUGAUCGAUACUGUAAAUUGGGUCUUUUGUAAACAACAGAAAGGCAAUGAUGUACGCAUUUUUUUAAUUUGAAGUAGUUUGUACACUGUUUCUUCAAACAAUUAAUAUUUCUUACAUCAAAGCAACCAACUGUGUUCAGUGCUGUACAUUUGGUGUAUGGUAGGAAAUAAAAAUUGAUAAGAGUU
Molecule: messenger RNA, 6103 nt
Organism: Orcinus orca (killer whale)
Lineage: Eukaryota; Metazoa; Chordata; Mammalia; Artiodactyla; Delphinidae
Gene: ST18
Product: ST18 C2H2C-type zinc finger transcription factor
Exons: 26
Coding region: 650-3811 (1053 amino acids)
Biological process (GO): regulation of transcription by RNA polymerase II
Cellular component (GO): nucleus
Molecular function (GO): zinc ion binding; DNA-binding transcription factor activity, RNA polymerase II-specific; RNA polymerase II cis-regulatory region sequence-specific DNA binding
Source: RefSeq, a predicted model, not a curated record